Hyaloscypha bicolor E is the source of this 996-nucleotide messenger RNA. Its product is annotated as DUF1445-domain-containing protein. The transcript is spliced from 2 exons. Bases 1 to 996 code for a protein of 331 amino acids. Lineage: Eukaryota; Fungi; Ascomycota; Leotiomycetes; Helotiales; Hyaloscyphaceae. Gene Ontology annotation, biological process: glutamate metabolic process. Gene Ontology annotation, molecular function: D-glutamate cyclase activity. The record is from RefSeq and is a predicted model, not a curated record.
AUGCCCAACCCCAUCCCCUUCCCUAGGCUAAGAUGUGUUGAAUCCGGUUUCGUCGUGUGUGUGGUUACGUGGACACUUUGUUGGAGACGCAGGGACAGGCAGCGUGACGUUCAAACGCAAAAAGCGACAUCGAGAGAAACAUCCGCCGUUCGUAAGGCUGCCCGCAAUGGCACCCAUACCACAACUACUUCAGGCCUCGCUCCAACCUAUCUCCAAGCCAAUCUCAUCAUCCUCCCGUCGCGCUAUGCAGCCGACUUCCGUAUCCUCUGCGCCCGAAAUCCAGUUCCUUGCCCUCUGAUAGCAGAAUCAGCAGCGGUUGGAAAGUUCGAUGAAGUCAGGUCGUGGAUUGAUGGACUUUCAGGGGAGGGGCUUAUCUCAGGGGUCGACAUUCGACAAGACGCUCCAAAAUACAUGGUUUAUAAAGACAGUAAGCUGGCAGAGUCUGAGUGUGCGGAUAUUGUUGCAGAGUGGACGGAAGAUCAUGUUGCGUUCCUCAUUGGCUGCUCAUUCAGCUUCGAGUCGGCUCUUGCUAAAGCGGGGCUGGAACCACGACACUCGCGACUGGAUCGGACAGUUCCAAUGUACAGAACCAAUAUUCCUCUCUGUCCAGCAGGCGUGUUCACUUCGAGCAGUUAUGUCGUUUCGAUGAGACCGUAUAAGAGCACCGAAAUCGAAGCCGUUCGGGAUAUAACCAGACCAUAUAUAGCUACCCACGGGGAGCCGAUUGCUUGGGGAUGGGAUGCUGCAGAGAGGCUGGGGAUCAAAGACAUCGAUAUUCCAGAUUGGGGCUCUCCACCUUUGACUCUGAGCGGACAGCCACUUGGCGCGCACGCAGGAAGUGAUUCUGAAGUACCUGUCUUCUGGGGCUGCGGCGUAACACCACAGGAAGCUGUCAUGAAAGCUGAUUUGCAGGGCACAAUCAUGUCACAUGCGCCGGGAUAUAUGCUUGUCUUGGACUGCCGUGACUGGGACAUUAUAAAGGAGAAACGAAGAUGA